AUGGCAGCAAACAAAAGGCAGGUUGUUGCACUAGUAGCUUGUGCUGCAGGUCAAUAUUUUUUGGAGAUUAUUAAUAGAUUAGGAAUUGAUAGUGAUAGUGAUAGUGAAAAUGAUGAAUUGAUGCAAGAAUUCAUUAAUAUUGAGGGAAAUCUACGAAUACUUGGCAUAAAAAUAAAAGCAGUACGAGUUGAAUGUUUUGUAGAAUAUACAAUACCAAGAUUAUCUGCAAAACAGUUCAAAGAACAUUUCCGAAUGAGUACAGCUGUCUUUGAUAAUUUGGAAAAUAAAAUAGGAAAUUUAUUAUUGAGACAAAAAUCAACUGGUCGCUCAACAAUUUCUGUUCGUAAACAGUUGUUAGCCACUCUAUGGCUAUUAGCUACUCCUGAUUCUUAUAGAUCUGUUGGAUCUAAAUUUGAUUUAGGAAAAUCUUCACUUUCUCAUUGUGUCAAAAGAGUGAUUAAAGCGUUAAAUUCAAUAUCAGGAGAAAUUAUAUCUUGGCCAACAGGAGAUCGGUUAUUGAAUACAAAAACUCAAUUCCAGAGAAUUUCAGGAUUAUCUAACAUUGUUGGCGCCAUAGAUGGUACACACAUUGAAAUUCCUGCACCAGAAAUUGAUGCUGAAAUAUACAAUACUCGCAAAUGCAGAUAUGCUAUUGUUUUGCAAAUAGUAUGUGACGCUGAUCUACGAUUUAUUGACUGCUUUGCAGGAUAUCCUGGAUCUGUAGGAGAUUUAAGAGUAUUCAGAAAUAGUGAUUUAUGGCAUGCUGUCCACAGAAAUAGAAACAAUUUCUUUCCAGAUCAAGAAUUUAUCAUUGGCGACAAAGCAUAUCCGGUUUUAGGAUGGUGUUUGCCUCCAUACAGAGACAACGGUCAUCUUACAAGGGUAUAG
Messenger RNA from Cyphomyrmex costatus, 888 nucleotides. RefSeq names its product putative nuclease HARBI1. The record is from RefSeq and is a predicted model, not a curated record. The transcript has 3 exons. Bases 1 to 888 code for a protein of 295 amino acids. Lineage: Eukaryota; Metazoa; Arthropoda; Insecta; Hymenoptera; Formicidae.